CCAACAUAGCACAGGUUUCCUGGUUGGACUUGUGUUUGUGCUGGGAGGAGUCACACAUACCUGGCAACACCAGCAGUCGCUUUGUUAACACUUCGUUGAGCCAAGAUGGCAGACUUCGAAGAGCUCAGCGAUGAAGAGAAGGUCCGUAUUGCAGCCAAUUUUGUGAUGCACGCUCCUCCAGGAGAGUUCAAUGAAGUCUUCAAUGAUGUGCGAAUACUUCUCAACAAUGAUAAUCUUCUCAGGGAGGGCGCGGCUCAUGCCUUUGCCCAGUACAACAUGGAUCAGUUCACUCUUGCCAAAAUUGAUGGAUAUGAAAAUCAGGUCCUGAUAACGGAGCACGGAGACCUGGGUAAUGGCCGCUUCUUUGACCCUCACAACAAGAUCUCCUUUAAGUUUGACCACCUGAGAAAGGAAGCCAGCGACCCCCAGCCCCAUGAGGGCGAGGCAGCCCUCAGGUCAUGGAGAGAAGCCUGUGAUUCUGCCCUUAGGGCCUACGUCAAGGAGCACUACCCUAGUGGAGUUUGCACAGUUUAUGGGAAAACAAUUGAUGGCCAGCAGACCAUUAUCGCUUGUAUCGAGAGUCAUCAAUUUGAGCCUAAAAACUUCUGGAACGGUCGCUGCCGGUCCGAAUGGAAGUUCUGUGUCUCACAAUCUACAGCACAGGUGGUUGGAGUCAUGAAAAUACAGGUACAUUAUUAUGAGGAUGGAAAUGUGCAGCUGGUCAGCCAUAAAGAUGUACAGGAAGCACUGACUGUGUCUAAUGAGAGCCAGACUGCAAAGGAGCUUGUGAAAAUUAUUGAGGAUGCAGAGAAUGAAUACCAGGUGGCCAUUAGUGAGAACUAUCAGACCAUGUCGGACACGACGUUCAAGGCCUUACGCAGACAGCUCCCUGUCACCCGCACCAAGAUUGACUGGAACAAGAUUCUCAGCUACAAGAUUGGCAAGGAGAUGCAGAAUGCUUAGACGACAGAGGCUGUCGGGGUCACGACAACAACAAAUUAGAGAGAUGCUGACGCUCGCGCAAACAUGUGACGCAACAUAACAUACUGUAUGUCCCUCUAAAAGAGACAUAUGUUUGGGUUUUAUCCAGAGAAUGAGAGCUUCCAUUAUGCACUACGAGGGGAUGCCUUCAUUUUAAAAUGACAUUGAGUGAUGUAAUUGUCGCUCAUUUGCAAACAUUUUUUUUAACAAAUAAUACCCAUAGUGACACUGUGAAAGCUUACCUCUGCUAUUUGAAUUUUCACACAUGUUAAAGGGACAGUUCACCCCAAAAUCAAAAAUACAUAUUUUUCCUCUUACCUAUAUUGCUAUUUAUCUAUCUACAUUUUUUUGUUGUGAGUUGCCGAGUUUUGGACAUAUCGGCCGUAGAGAUGUCUGCCUUCUCUUGAAUAUAAUGGAACUAAAUGGCACUCAGCUCGUGGUGCUCAAAGCACCCAAAAAAUACAUUUGAAAAACUCAACAGCAGUGUCUCUUUCCAGAAAUCAUGAUCCGGUUACUCAAGAUGAUCCACAGAUUUGUUGUGAGCAGUUUCAUGUAGGAACUAUCGGUAGAAAGAAAAUAGCUCCUACAUGAAACUGAAACAUCUAUAUAUGUAGAUGGAUAAAUCGCACGACAGGUAAGAGGGAAAAUGUGUAUUUUUUUUGAUUUUGGGGUGAACUGUCCCUUUAAACACACACCGUUUCGGAUCCCUGAGUGCUUCAAAUGGACACACAUCCUCUCAAAACCCUUGACUUUCAUGUAGCAACUAAUUUCCACUCUAUAUGACAUAACUGAUAUUCUUUAAGAGCUUCCAAUACCUCUAUAGUUUUUUAUUAACAGAGGGCAAAUACUGUAUGCAAUUUGAUAUGUUAACUGACUGGAGAGAGACUUGACAGCACCAAAAUAUACAGUUUCCAUUUUGGUCUGAAUAUCCCUUUUGUUCAUAUUUCUGUGACAUUGUCGGUGAUAUUCCCUCUAUACCCCCCUGGACUGACACAGUAUUGGUGUUCUUCUGCCAGCUGUUUGCCUUUAGCUUUUGCUAUAUUUUUUAUACAAACUGUAAGUACAUUUAUUAUUCAUGAAAUAAAAAUAAUGUCUUCAAGCAA
Molecule: messenger RNA, 2084 nt
Organism: Siniperca chuatsi (mandarin fish)
Lineage: Eukaryota; Metazoa; Chordata; Actinopteri; Centrarchiformes; Sinipercidae
Product: F-actin-capping protein subunit alpha-1
Exons: 10
Coding region: 106-963 (285 amino acids)
Biological process (GO): actin cytoskeleton organization; barbed-end actin filament capping
Cellular component (GO): F-actin capping protein complex; actin cortical patch
Molecular function (GO): actin filament binding
Source: RefSeq, a predicted model, not a curated record